Molecule: messenger RNA, 582 nt
Organism: Mitosporidium daphniae
Lineage: Eukaryota; Fungi; Microsporidia
Product: subunit b of calcineurin
Exons: 3
Coding region: 1-582 (193 amino acids)
Molecular function (GO): calcium ion binding; calcium-dependent protein serine/threonine phosphatase regulator activity
Source: RefSeq, a predicted model, not a curated record
AUGCACAAGUCAGAGAUGGAAUACCAUCGACCAUGGACGAACAACGUAAGACGGAAAUCUCUUAUACUUGUAGUUACAUUGGAUGAGAUGGAAAUACUUCAGGCAAGAUUCAAAACGCUUGACAAAAAAAGAUCUGGAAAGUUAAAAUGUUCCGAUUUAUUAAGCUUGGAGGGAGUUCAAGAUAAUCCGUUGGCCUCCAAGAUUAUUUCCUUAUUCGACACGAACCAAGAUGGCCACAUUGAUUUUGCCGAAUUUGUUUCCGGUCUUUCGGCCUUUACCAGGAAAGGCACCCCACUUUCUAAACUAUCAUGUAAGCGCAUCGCAUGGUUUAUCAAAUUAGUUAUCUUUGCCAUUUAUGAUACCAAUAACGAUGGGUACAUCAGCAAUGGGGACCUAUUUUUAGCACUAAGAAUGAUGACUGGAGAGCAGCUUUCAGACGUCCAACUACAACAAAUUGUAGAUAGAACUAUCAGAGAAGUAGAUAGUGACGGAGAUGGUCGCAUUUCGCUUGAAGAGUUUAAAAUAUUCGCUGUCAUGAAAAAUGAAGAUAUCAUUCAGCAGAUCAAGGCAGAGAUUGGAUGA